AUGCCACCGCAAGAGACUACAGCGAUUACGCUGAACGUCGACGGAAACGAUGCCCCGAAGAUACGGUUCAACCCUGCGCUCGUCCUCCGAGAUGAUGGCGCCAACUACCUCACGUGGAAGACUCUUGUACCUGGACUCAUGCAAGCAGAAACAUACGCGUGGGAAGUCAUCACCGAGAAGAUCGUACCAGAUGAAGAUGCUACAAAGAACGCUAAGUACAUCACUGGAAACCGUAACGCUCGCACUGUCUUUUUCAACAUCGUCAACCCAAACAUCAUACUCGAACUCUUCUAUGGUGACUCUGAGACAGUCAGUGCCGUCGUCAUGUGGACCAAAAUCAAGGAUCACUUCCUUCACUCCACUGGUGUGUUCAAACAACAAGCGCUGGACACUUGGCUCAACUACGAAUACAACGAAUCCCUCAGCGCUCAAGAAAACAUUCAACGCUACAAGUCCAUAACCUACGGCCUGACUGAAGUCGGAGAAUCACUGAGCACAUCUGUUCUAGCGACAAGGUUCUGCACCAAGAAAAGACCUCAGAAGAGAGCACCGAAAGGCAAACAAGAAGGAAAACCUGAGGCGAACGUGGCAAGAGUUUUUCUGACCGAAAACUCUAAAGAAACAAAGGGAAGUAAAUCUGAUGGCCGAGUCCAUUUCAUUGUUGACUCAGGCAGUUCUCACCACGUUCUCAAUGACCGGAGUUUCUUCACUGAUCUCGACCCUGUGCCGUCAUCUCGAGAAGUCAAGCUCGGCAACAACAGUAUCCUGACAGCACACGGAUCCGGUGUUGCAUUGCUGACUGUACGACGCAGAAACAAAUCGGUGAAUAUCAAACUUCGAGAUGCUCUAUACGUCCCGGACAUGAAUACUAAUUUGAUAUCUGUCAGCAAAUUGACAGAAUGUGGCUACAAAGUCUCUAUGAAUCCUGAGAGGACCCUGAUCUCAACCGGUCAAGGUAGGGCAGUCGCUGAAUGUAAAGAAGGACUUUAUAUUCUCGACAUCGACAAAGGUGAACCCAAGUGUCUGCAGACCACAAGCUAUAGCUCCAAAGCCACG
Molecule: messenger RNA, 1056 nt
Organism: Galendromus occidentalis (western predatory mite)
Lineage: Eukaryota; Metazoa; Arthropoda; Arachnida; Mesostigmata; Phytoseiidae
Exons: 2
Source: RefSeq, a predicted model, not a curated record